CCCCACCCCAAACUCUGUGACGGGGCAUAGUGGCCCCCCAGGGCUGGACCCCGAGGUGCCCCGGUUUGGGCCUGGCCCACGCUUGCUGGCGAUCUGACAUGGAUCGAUAUUGCAUUUUAUGCUUUUAAAGCAAUUAGCAUUGCCAGGCCACGCAACCUUGCCUUUUGUGGCCGUCCUCAAUCAGCAGCUGAUGGGUUGUGCGGCCUUUCCUCACCCCCCAUCCAGAGAGAUGCUGAAUGCAGAUGGUAAAAAACUGUUGCCUGUCUUUGCUCAUGCGGCCUGCCGCUGUCUUCUCUCCGCUGAAAAAACAGGUCUAAGAGAAAUCACUUCCUUGGAUUAAAAAGAAUUUAACCACUGCUGCAGUUGCAGAGUUAUUUUUGUGUCUUGACAAUCAGCAGUUUUGUUCUAAAAAUUGCUUUAAAACUUGUCAAAUGACCUCAAUGGCCAGUCUGUUCUCUUUUACUAGCCCAGCUGUAAAGCGCUUGUUGGGCUGGAAACAAGGCGAUGAAGAAGAAAAAUGGGCAGAAAAAGCAGUCGAUGCUUUGGUAAAAAAAUUAAAGAAGAAAAAAGGAGCCAUGGAGGAACUGGAAAAGGCACUAAGUAGUCCUGGACAACCCAGCAAAUGUGUUACAAUUCCUCGUUCAUUAGAUGGGCGACUUCAAGUGUCACACCGCAAAGGCCUUCCCCACGUGAUUUACUGCCGUGUGUGGCGUUGGCCUGAUUUGCAGAGUCAUCAUGAGCUGAAGCCAUUGGACAUUUGUGAAUUUCCUUUUGGAUCUAAACAGAAAGAAGUUUGUAUCAAUCCAUACCAUUACAAAAGGGUGGAGAGCCCAGUUUUACCGCCAGUCUUGGUGCCAAGGCACAGUGAAUUUAACCCACAGCAUAGCCUUUUGGUUCAAUUUAGAAACUUAACUCACAAUGAACCACAUAUGCCACACAAUGCUACCUUUCCAGAUUCAUUCCAGCAGCCCAACAGCACUCCGUUUCCCAUGUCUCCAAAUAGUCCAUACCCACCAUCUCCAGGCAGCAAUACCUAUCCAAAUUCUCCAGCUAGUUCUGGACCAUCUAGCCCAUUUCAACUACCAGCUGAUACACCACCACCUGCGUAUAUGCCUCCUGAAGACCAAAUGGGUCAAGAUACUUCACAGUCUAUGGAUACAAGCAAUAGUAUAAUUCCUCAGAUAAUGCCUAAUAUUUCGAGCAGAGAUGUUCAUCCUGUGGCCUAUGAAGAACCCAAACAUUGGUGUUCAAUAGUGUACUACGAACUAAACAAUCGUGUUGGGGAGGCUUUUCAUGCGUCUUCUACCAGUAUCUUAGUAGAUGGAUUUACAGAUCCUUCUAACAACAAAAACAGAUUCUGCUUAGGUUUGCUCUCCAAUGUUAAUCGUAACUCAACAAUUGAGAACACUCGGAGACACAUUGGAAAAGGCGUUCAUCUGUAUUAUGUUGGUGGGGAAGUCUAUGCAGAAUGCCUGAGUGACAGCAGCAUAUUUGUACAAAGUAGGAAUUGUAAUUAUCAUCAUGGAUUUCACCCUACAACUGUAUGCAAGAUUCCCAGUGGCUGUAGUCUUAAAAUCUUUAACAAUCAGGAAUUUGCGCAGCUUCUAGCUCAGUCAGUCAAUCAUGGAUUUGAGGCAGUAUAUGAGCUCACCAAAAUGUGCACAAUUCGAAUGAGUUUUGUAAAGGGAUGGGGAGCAGAAUACCACCGACAAGAUGUUACAAGCACCCCGUGUUGGAUAGAAAUCCAUCUUCAUGGGCCUCUUCAGUGGCUGGAUAAAGUACUUACCCAAAUGGGCUCCCCACUUAAUCCUAUUUCUUCUGUUUCAUAGUGCCAAAGUAUUUCUUCAGCAACCACAAUUUUAGUGACCAUUUUCUAAUUUUCCAGAAGCUUCCAGUGUGGAUUCUGUAGGAAUACAUCAUAAGUUACCUUUCUUCUUCUACAAAUGACCAAUUCCAUUGUUUUAUCAUCAUUUUCCCAUUCAUUUCAUAUUAAGACUGUUCAAUUUGGAGGAAAACUGAAAAAUGCAGAAACUGUUUUACCUGAGCUAUACAUAUUUGAACAACUUUUGAUUCCACUGGAAGUAUUUUAACAUGUUUUCCGAGGACACAUUCUUGAAUGACUUUACACAAUGAAUAACAAACACUAUCUCAUUUGCUAAAUCUAUAGAUCCGAUUUACCAUCAGUUUUUAAUAUUACUAUAUGGUUGUGUGGAUGAUCUAAAUCCAUAAAGAGCUAGCUUUAUUAUACCUAAGAUUGCCUUUAGUUUAAAUAUGACCUCAAUAUGUACAUGUUGGCAAGCACGUGUCACAGAUAGUGAUAACAAAAUGCAUUAGAGCAGGCUCUCCUUUAAUCAAUAGCAAAGUUACUUUCAUCACAGUUCAGUGUUGCCUUCAUAAUUUAGUCCUGUACUCAGAUCAAAGUCCAGGAGAUUCAGAUGAAUGUGUGUAGAAUUGGUGCUUAACAGAUGUUUUAUCCAGGGUAUGCACUGUUUGAGGCAGUCAACAAUUAUUUGAAUACAAAACACUAAAGUGCUGUGUAUCACAUUGCAAGAAUGUGCAUUGUGUUUUAUAUUUUAUUUUGCAUUUUUGUAGAAAAUAGUCUGGAGGCUUCCUAAAAAUUUACAUUUGCUAAUUUUCAAUAUUAUUUUUUCCCUUUAAAUAUUACUUCUGUUUUGGGGAGAUUUAAAUUUUACCUAGUAAGUGUUGUAAAACACUUGCUUUUUGAUUGCUGGGGAAGCUCAUUCUCAUGAUAAUGAUUUAUGAGAAUAUUGUCAUGUGGGUGACUGAAAGUUGUAUGAUGUAAAAUAAACUUUUUUUUUUUAUUGGCAAGGGCUACAUUCUUUCAGGAGUAAUCUCAUGGAGGCUAUAUACACUGAUUGGUGGGUGACAUUUAACAUCUUUAUCUUACCUUUCUUCCCUACCUUCCUUUUGCAAAAGGGCUAAUGAUUCCUGCUAAAGGUGUAUAUCGAAUACAUCAAGCACAUUUUUAAAGUGAAGAUGUAUACCUUUGGUAUAGUGUUCAUGAACCUUAAUCAUUUAUACACGCAGGAUUUCUUGUAUAAUUUAACAAAAGCUGGCAAUCUUAACAUCCGGAUCAUUUAGAAUUGUUCUGACUAAAGCAAUGGAAAGUCAUAACAAAAUACUGAUGAAUGGUUUGUCAUGGGGAUACAGGUGUUUAUUAAACGUUAUUUGUCUCCAGGAAUAUUUUGAUUCUUUGGAGUAAAUAUAUUAGAGUCAACCACCUUUCCAAGUCAAAGUAAAGUUUAAUUUGAAUUUAAAUGGAGGUGAAAUUUCCCUAAAUCUGUUUGUCUGAUGCUCAUCUUAUUAAAUCAGUAAUUGGUUGAAACUUUGGCUUUAAAUAUAUAAUAUUUCCUUGGACAUGGAAGGCAAUCUGUAUCAGAAGUAGCUCUUGGGUAUUUUGCCCCUUCAAUGCUAGCAAUUAAAAGGGAACUUCUUACAACAAAGUAUGAAAUUUUGCAUGGAUUCUAUCCAAGCUGUCUGAGCUCAAAAAAAGAAUCUUAGCCAGUGUGACUGUGGAGAGCCUACUACACUCUAUAGGUGGUUGUAUCCUUCAGUCUUGAUGCUUUAGCAUCCCAUGUAUUAGAAUAAUCAAGAACAUAUGCAGAUCCAUAGUAUAUGUUGGCACAAGGCAGAUACCUUUUACCCAAUUUUGAUUGAGAGUUCUUACAUGCUUAUCUUAAUAUGAUGUUCAGUUAAGUUUGGUAAUCCUAAAAUUCUAUAUGGAAGAGAAUGUCUUAUAAAAGUAACUUUGUAUAAAAUGAGGGAGAAGAAGGUAGAUUGGGAAGACCCAACCUGGAUCAAAUUAAAGGCCUCUCCUGCUUGUAUUCUUAAACAACUCAACAUUAAAAGGCAGAUUGAUCUUUUAUUUAUUUUUUACUUAAGAUAUCUAGUCACCACAAUUAGUGCCAUUUGUGGCCUUUAAAAUUUGUCUAAACUCCAACUAUUUAUAGUUGUUAAUCUCAUAAUUUUAUCUGCCUUCUUUGUUAUACUUGAUCUUUUCUGAUUCAACUUCAGUUCAUGACCUCAUAUUGUAUUAAGAAAAGGUUUGGUACAGUGAUCAGAAAUGCUAGAUGAAGCGUAGCAAUAUUAACAUAUUGGCAAUUUAAUUCAUUUAAUUCAUUUUGUAAUAUGUCCAGUAUGGAAUUUGCUUUUUCAAAGUAGUUGUCCUUUUUUAUUUGACAUAUCCAUUGCAAUCCCAAGAGACUAAUUAUUCCCAACUCACAGGAUGCGGUAAUUAUUUCAAGGCACUUCUUAAGAGUGUGGUUUGAGUCCCUGAAUUGAAUACAAUUCAGUUUUUGAGAAAUUAGUAGUUAAUAUGGGAAAAUAAAAGAUAUGAAACUAAAGUUGACUUGUUUGCAAUGUAAAAGAAAGUUUGGCCAUGUGGCAAGGAGAUUAAUACUGUUCCUAUUUAAAUACUUGUAAUCUUGGUUGAUAAUUUUUACAUUUCAAUAAUCCUGCUGUACACUGGUAUUUGGAAUACCACUUCCUUGUAUAUUCUAUGGUAAUGCCUUUGAAGACUAGUUCUAAAUUCUGGAAAAAAUGUUUUAAUAAUUUUAACAUUACAGUUAACAGUUUUAAACUUGUGACUCCUGACCGGAGAAGGUGCAAUUUGUAAUGCAUGAUGGUAUUAUUUUAAGAAUGUAAGAAUAGAGCACUGUAAAGUUAAGGCCUAUCUUGCCCAUCAUUCUACAGCACGGGUGUCAAAACUCAAUCACGUCACGUGAUGUAUCAUGAUGUAUCGUGGGUUUUUUUGCCUUUGUAGAGCUGGUGUGGGGGAUGUGUCACGCAUCUGGCUCGCAGGCCGCCAAUUUGACACCCCUGUUCUAUAGGAACCAAUUAGAUGAUUGUAUUAGUCUGUAAGCAAGAUAGAGCAAUUGCCUUUUGCUAUAAUUCUCUAUUAUCUUAUCAUUUAGAGCUGUGCUAUAGUAACAUGGUUAGUAACUGUUAAUCUUGUAUGUAAUCAUUUUGUCUGAUCCUUUUUAAAACCAUUUAAAUUGCUGGAUAAAAGGAGGUCAGUAGAUCAUGAUAGUGUGUUCCAUGGUAAUUGGGGAUGAAAAAAAGUACCUCUCAUAUUUGGCCUUUGAUUCAGAUAUGUUGAGAGUGAAGUAGAUGACAAAGUAUCUUCAAGGAUAAAGAAUAAAAUCAUGUACAUGUUGUGAGAAAAAAUGUUUUUGAAAACAAGUUAAAAUUUGAAAAUUCACCUUAUAAAGCUCCAUUAUAUAAGUGUUACUAGUUUCUGCUGAAGUUCUAAAAAGCAACAGCAUACACCAGUUUGAACAGAAGUAGAUAUACUAUUUUGCUGGCUUUUAUUUAAAGAAGCUGCUUUUAUUGUUAGUUAAGGUCACAAUUCCCUGGGAGUUCUGAGCAGUUUCUUCCUAAUUAAAUGAAUGGGAACUAUAAAGAGUGCUAGAUAGAUUAUGCUAGUUACUCAACCUUUCCUAUCCUCACAGCUUCUAACUAGAAUUUGUAGAAACCCAUGCUGGCUGGGAGUUCUGUAAUUUCUAAAAAAAAAAUCAGACUGAAGGUUGCAACAGUAUAUGUGUGAGAGACAACAACAGAGACAUCCUAAAACUUUUGGAUUGCAGUUGAUUUUACUAUAAAUCAGUAAUCCGGGUAGUAACACAUAAUAAUACCUUCUAGUAGAGUGAUAAGAACUCAUUUGCAGUUUUUCUAAAAUGUUUAGAAUCUGGGUAAGAAGCCAUUUUUUUUUUACUGCUCAAGCCAUUUAUAUAUCAUCAGGUACCAGAAAAAAAACGGACUUUUUGAUGUAUUUGAAUUGUGGGCAGCAGAAAUUAUUAUGUGACUUUGCAUGCAAUUUCAACCAAUUAUUGCCAUCAGAAUAUAUGUAGUAUUCUUGUAGCAAAUGUAUAUUUUUGGACUGUAUUACAGCAAUAAGUUAAUAUCUGAUUUUCCCUUAUUUCUCUGCUGAGACAAAUGUAUUAAACAUUAUUGCAACA
Messenger RNA from Pantherophis guttatus, 5978 nucleotides. It is a transcript of the gene SMAD5, whose product is annotated as SMAD family member 5. Gene Ontology annotation, molecular function: RNA polymerase II cis-regulatory region sequence-specific DNA binding; DNA-binding transcription factor activity, RNA polymerase II-specific; I-SMAD binding. The record is from RefSeq and is a predicted model, not a curated record. Gene Ontology annotation, biological process: regulation of transcription by RNA polymerase II; transforming growth factor beta receptor signaling pathway; BMP signaling pathway. Gene Ontology annotation, cellular component: heteromeric SMAD protein complex. NCBI's taxonomy places the organism in Eukaryota, Metazoa, Chordata, Lepidosauria, Squamata, Colubridae.